Arabidopsis thaliana (thale cress) is the source of this 1711-nucleotide messenger RNA. It is a transcript of the gene UGT71B5, whose product is annotated as UDP-glucosyl transferase 71B5. Gene Ontology annotation, molecular function: UDP-glycosyltransferase activity; UDP-glucosyltransferase activity. The record is from RefSeq and is marked reviewed. The coding region runs from base 65 to 1597 and encodes 510 amino acids. NCBI's taxonomy places the organism in Eukaryota, Viridiplantae, Streptophyta, Magnoliopsida, Brassicales, Brassicaceae. The transcript has a single exon.
CACGCAUUUCAUAUAAUUCUUUAUUUUAUUCAAAAUAAUACAAAAUAUAUAACCCACGAAAAGCAUGGGGCAAUUUUCUAUAGUAUAUAAGUAUACUAUACCUUUACUUUCACUAACUCCGACUAUUCAUUCACGAAAAGUCAGAACCCAAAAACAGAAAAUGAAGAUUGAGCUUGUGUUCAUACCUUUGCCGGGGAUUGGUCAUCUCAGGCCAACCGUGAAGCUAGCGAAGCAACUCAUAGGCAGCGAAAACCGUCUUUCGAUCACCAUAAUCAUCAUCCCUUCAAGAUUUGACGCCGGUGAUGCAUCCGCCUGUAUCGCAUCUCUCACCACGUUGUCUCAAGAUGAUCGCCUCCAUUACGAAUCCAUAUCCGUCGCAAAACAACCACCAACCUCCGACCCGGAUCCUGUUCCGGCUCAAGUGUACAUAGAGAAACAAAAGACGAAAGUGAGAGAUGCAGUCGCGGCGAGAAUCGUCGAUCCAACAAGAAAGCUCGCGGGAUUCGUGGUGGACAUGUUCUGUUCCUCGAUGAUCGAUGUAGCUAACGAGUUUGGAGUUCCGUGUUAUAUGGUAUACACAUCGAACGCUACGUUUUUAGGAACCAUGCUUCACGUUCAACAAAUGUACGAUCAAAAGAAGUAUGACGUCAGCGAGUUAGAAAACUCGGUCACCGAGUUGGAGUUUCCGUCUCUGACUCGUCCUUAUCCAGUGAAGUGUCUUCCUCAUAUCCUCACUUCAAAGGAGUGGUUACCUCUCUCUCUAGCUCAAGCUAGGUGUUUCCGGAAGAUGAAGGGUAUUUUGGUAAAUACAGUUGCUGAGCUUGAACCUCACGCUUUGAAAAUGUUCAAUAUUAAUGGUGACGAUCUUCCUCAAGUUUAUCCUGUUGGACCAGUGUUGCAUCUCGAAAACGGCAAUGACGAUGAUGAGAAGCAAUCGGAAAUUUUGCGGUGGCUCGACGAGCAACCGUCUAAAUCUGUUGUGUUUCUCUGCUUUGGGAGCUUGGGAGGUUUCACUGAAGAACAAACAAGAGAAACCGCUGUGGCCCUAGAUAGAAGCGGUCAGCGGUUUCUUUGGUGUCUUCGUCACGCAUCGCCAAAUAUAAAAACAGAUCGUCCCAGAGAUUACACGAAUCUUGAGGAGGUUUUACCGGAGGGGUUCUUGGAACGGACUUUGGAUAGAGGGAAAGUGAUUGGAUGGGCACCACAAGUGGCGGUACUAGAGAAGCCGGCGAUAGGAGGGUUUGUCACUCACUGCGGUUGGAACUCUAUUUUAGAGAGCUUGUGGUUCGGUGUUCCAAUGGUGACGUGGCCGCUAUACGCGGAACAGAAGGUUAACGCGUUUGAGAUGGUUGAGGAGCUGGGUUUGGCGGUGGAGAUACGGAAGUACUUAAAAGGAGAUUUGUUCGCCGGAGAGAUGGAGACGGUUACCGCGGAGGAUAUAGAGAGAGCCAUUAGGCGUGUGAUGGAGCAAGACAGUGACGUUAGGAACAACGUGAAAGAGAUGGCGGAGAAGUGCCACUUCGCGUUAAUGGACGGUGGAUCUUCGAAGGCGGCUUUGGAAAAGUUUAUUCAAGACGUGAUAGAGAAUAUGGAUUAAAUUGGAUAGAGAGAAUAGCAUGUUGACUAUGACUCUAUGAGAUACGAUGACUCAGAUCCAAAUGUUACUUUGUAUAUUAUGUACGAUAUGUCAAAAGAAAAAUGUUUGUUUUUC